Messenger RNA from Aquila chrysaetos chrysaetos, 3882 nucleotides. RefSeq names its product patched domain containing 3 (gene PTCHD3). NCBI's taxonomy places the organism in Eukaryota, Metazoa, Chordata, Aves, Accipitriformes, Accipitridae. The record is from RefSeq and is a predicted model, not a curated record. Gene Ontology annotation, cellular component: membrane. The coding region runs from base 182 to 2800 and encodes 872 amino acids. The transcript has 4 exons.
CACGUGCCCGUGCCGCGGGGGCGGCGGAGGCCCGGGUGAGUCAGAGCGGGGGGACGGCCCUGGGCCGCGCCGCUGACGAGGGCGCGUUCCGCCCGACGGGCAGAAGGCGGUUCUCCGCGGGCGCAGCCAGAAGCCCGCGACGGGAGAGCCGCCGCCGGCAGCCCGCGCCCCCUGCUCGCCCAUGGCGGAGCCGCGGCGCCCCGCGGAGGGCUGCUCCUGCCGCAACACCGACUGCGUGGAGCGGCCGCUGAGGCGGCUCUUCGAGGGGCUGGGGAGCGGCGUGGCCGCCUGCCCCUGGCCCUUCGUGCUGGUGCCGCUGCUGCUGUCGGGCGGGCUGGGCGCCGGCUUCCUCUUCCUGCCGCAGCGGCAGGCGAACGACAUCGAGGAGCAGUUCACGCCGACGCGGGGGCCCGCCAAGGCCGAGCGCGCCUUCGUGCGGCGGCACUUCCCCACCAACGACUCGGAGCGCUUCUCCGCCCCGCGGCUGCCCACCGAGGGCGCCUACGCCACCCUCAUCGCCGCGGCGGCGCGGGGGGACUCGGUCCUGGGCCCGGCGGCGCGGCGCGACGUGCUGCGGCUGGACGCGGCGGUGCGCGCCCGCGGCUACGAGCGGCUCUGCGCCCGCUCCGGCGGCGCCUGCGCCAGCCCCAACCCGCUGCUGCCGCUGCUGGCCGGUGGGGCGGCCGCCGCCCUGGAGAACCUCACCUUCCCCGUCAGCCACGGCAUCUUCCUGGGGGCCGCGCUGGGCGGCGUGCAGACGGACGCCGGCGGGCGGGUGCGGGCGGCGCGGGCCCUGAAGCUGGUGUACUACCUGCAGGAGGACGGCCCCGCGGCGGCGGAGAGCCGGCGGUGGCUGGAGAGCUUCCUGCGGGAGAUGCCGUCGCAGCUGGCGGCGCUGGACUUCGCCUCCGUUCAGGUGACUUACUUUACCUCGCUGUCCAGACAACAGGAGUUUGAAGGAAAUACCAAGAGCGUGAUCCCACUCUUCUCCGUCACUUACUUCUUGACCAUAACCUUUUCAGUCGUCUCUUGCCUAAAACUGAGCUGUAUAAGAAAUAAUGUCUGGCUUGCAUGCUGUGGAGUGGUUUCUGCCGGUUUAGCUGUGUUAAGCAGCUUUGGAUUGAUGCUCUUCUGUGGAGUGCCGUUUGUGGUCACUGUAGCAAAUGCACCAUUUCUUAUUCUGGGAGUUGGUGUUGAUGACAUGUUUAUCAUGAUUGCUUCCUGGGAACAAAGUUUAAGAAAAAAGGAGAAAUCUGAUGUUAAAUCUCUGCUGGCUGAGACUUACGCAGAAGCAGCACUUUCUGUGACUAUCACCACUCUCACAGAUGUUUUGGCCUUCUUCAUUGGCGUCUGGACUGCUUUUCCGUCCGUGAGAUCAUUUUGCCUCUACACAGGCACUGCUUUUGUCUUCUGCUAUAUAUAUACCAUGACCUUCUUUGGGGCAGUUAUUGUAUUAAAUCAUAAAAGGGAGCAAGGAAACCGACACUGGCUAACUUGUAUGCCUGUGGGAGUAGGUAAAGAUCAGGCUGAGAAGUCCUGCUUGUACAAUGUUUGCUGUAUAGGCAGCUGUUCUGGGCAAUCAUCUCAGGUAGAAACCAAACAGCCAGAAAGUGAACAUCCAAUGAGCAUAUUCUUUAAAAAGUAUUAUGGCCCUUUCUUCACAAAUAAAUGGAUCAAGCUACUUGUGGUAUUGCUGUAUGGAACAUAUUUGGGUGGCAGUAUUUAUGGAUGUACUCAGAUCAGGGAAGGCAUUGAUCUUAGAAAUCUGGCGAGUGAUGACUCUUACGUUAUUCCAUACUAUGAUGACGAUGACAAAUACUUCUCAGCAUAUGGACCCAGGGUCAUGGUUGUCAUUACUGAAAGGGUAGAUUACUGGAAUGAGACUGUUCGUCUUGGCAUUGAGAACUGCACACAGAAUUUAGAGGGCAUUUCCUAUGUAGACAAGAACUUCACAGAGUCAUGGCUGAGAGUAUACACAAAACUUGCCGAAAGCGGUUUGAUAAAUAUAAGCAAUAAGACUCUUUUCAUUAAGAACUUAAGUACGUUGUUCCAAAUUGUUCCCAGUUUUGAGUGGGACAUUAACAAGACUCAGGAUGAAAUAGAAGCUUCACGUUUCUUCAUCCAGACGGUAAACGUGACUUCAGCCAUUGACGAGAAGAAUCUUCUCAAUCAGUUAAGAGAGACAGCCGAGCAGUGCAGUAUUCCAUUAAUGGUGUAUCACCCAGCGUUCAUUUACUAUGAUCAGUACCUGGUAAUAGUGCAAAACACUGUUCAGAACAUUGUCGUUGCUGCCGGGGCAAUGCUCGUCGUCUCCCUUUUGCUUAUUCCCAACCCAUUGUGUUCCUUGUGGGUGACUUUUGCUAUAGUUUCUGUUAUAGUUGGUGUUGCUGGUUUCAUGACAUUUUGGAACGUCAAUCUAGAUUCCAUAUCCAUGAUCAACCUGGUCAUUUGUAUAGGGUUUUCAGUAGAUUUUUCUGCUCAUAUUUCCUAUGCCUUUGUUACAAGUGGAGAGUCAUCAGCCAAUAAAAGGGCAAUCGAAGCUCUGUACCUGCUAGGUUACCCAGUAUUACAAGGUGCACUUUCUACUAUAUUAGGAGUAGUUGUCCUGGCUGCAGCAAAAGCCUACAUCUUCAGAACAUUUUUCAAGAUCAUGUUCCUUGUUAUUUUGUUUGGGGCUCUUCACGGUCUUGUUUUUAUUCCAGUAUUUUUAACCUUUUUUGGAAACUUUGGCAGAUCACCCCACAAUACCCAGUCUAAAAAGCUAGAGCUUAGGUUUAGAAAUGAUAAAGAUUGUCCGUGACUAAGUUAAAUGUAAUAUAUUUACUAUAUGUUGAUUAAAAUAUAGUGACUUUCAGGGAAUAUAAGAAAUGAAGAAAAUGAAGGUCAGAAAAGUAAAUACAACAGGGAAACAAAGGCUCCAGAAAAGCCAGGCAAGAAAAAUAACAGAAGAAAUGAAAAUGCACAGAAUGGAUUUGUAUUUCUCAUUUUUGUGUGUGCUUGACUAGCACCUUAAUGUUGUUAAUUUUUUUUGUUUUGGUGACUUAUUUACUGAAUGUAUUAAAAUUAUUAUAAACACUGACCAUGGCUGGCAUGAGCUUAAUGGACAAUGUUACAAGUUUGUCAGGCAGCGUAUGCAGGAGGGAAGAAUAACUCCUACUGGUUUGCCUUUCCUGCCUGUUUACCUUGAUGCUGUAACUUGGCCCAACACUGAGCCUGAAGACAACUUUCCCCCAAGAGGUUCAAACCUGGAGGUUUUACAGCAAGAUUACAGGAGGUCAGGACUGCCUCAGACUGCAAUGACUCAUAAGCCUUCAGGAGACAAAGUCUGCUUGGGCUUUUAAUGCAGCAUGAGAAACCCUUAGGGAAGGCAAACUGACUCAUAUUUUCUAUUCAAAUCUGUCUUUCCGUGGUGUCCUAAUCUUGCUAAGAUUAAACGUUAUGUAGCUUUAAGAAGCUUGGGUGUAGCUUCUGUUGGCUGCAGUCUGUGAAGGGAUAUGCUGUAGGUGACUGAACUUGUGUGGACCUCCUGGGUCACCACCAUGGAAGAUGCUGUGCCAUGGCAUGACAGGGCAAGGAUUCACUAGAGGGAAUCAACACCUGAUCGAGGACAAAGUGAAAAAACAACUCAGGUUUAAGCCGGUCAGUCCCAAAACCAUAAACCCAUAUAUUACUGUCUUCAUCAGUGACAACCCAUCCUGUGAUGCAGUGACAGAGCAGAGGACCUUUCACUGAAUAAGAGCUACGAAUAUAUGAGGUGGUCUUUUAAGCUGCAGGGACAAGACACUGGAUGAAAAGACAGUACGUAAUUUGUCACCAAUUUAAUGAGCUACCUGUUGGAAAUCAAAUGAACGAUAGUAACUGAUGUUGGCAAUUUUGGAAAAA